Encephalitozoon hellem ATCC 50504 is the source of this 1905-nucleotide messenger RNA. RefSeq lists its product as uncharacterized. The transcript has a single exon. Lineage: Eukaryota; Fungi; Microsporidia; Unikaryonidae. The record is from RefSeq and is a predicted model, not a curated record. Bases 1 to 1905 code for a protein of 634 amino acids. Gene Ontology annotation, cellular component: plasma membrane. Gene Ontology annotation, biological process: transmembrane transport; monoatomic anion transport. Gene Ontology annotation, molecular function: mechanosensitive monoatomic ion channel activity.
AUGCCACCAGGAGGUACUGACCCAAAAAAGGAAGUACCACAAGAAGAGAAGAAGGAGGGCAGUAAAGACGGAAAGGAAGAAGAGAAGAAGGAAUCGUCACAGGAAGAAAAGGUGGAAGGGGAAAAGAAAAAAGAAGAGAAGAAAGAUGACGGCGUAAUUGAUGAUAUCAUUGCCAACAAUGCUGUAGACGCCCCUCCUGUUGAGCCUCAGGAGGAGAUAAUGUUUACAAAAGCGAAAGUAUUUGAAGAGGAGGAGCUUUCGUUUUGGAACAUAGAUAGUUAUCUGCAUAGCAGAUUCAGCUAUAUUCCUGAAACUGCCCGAAGGCUCAUAGAGAUAACCAUUGUGGUGAUUUUAUUCAUGAUGUUUCCUAUAAUUCUUGCAUUCCUAGAGAAUGGAGAAGAUGCAAUAUACCUUCCAGUUCAGGUUAUUCAGAAUACAGGGACGGGUCCGACAUACUUGUUCUUUCGGAUUAACCUCUUCAUAUCAAUGUGCUAUGUUAUCUACGUGGCAGUCUCUUUAUUCGCCAGCAAUAUUCUUUAUAUCAUAAUUUGGGUUCUAAACCUCUUCAACUACGAGCUUGACGAAUACGCUAUAGAGAUUAUCCAGGUGAUAAAUUCAACAUCCUGGUGCUGGAAGCAAUCUCUCAUAGCACUUCUAGUCUUUUUUUCUGCGUCUAUCACCUCUCAGCCGUAUAGCUUCGGGCAAAAUGACGGGAGCUAUAAGUACAAAAUCAUUACCAUGAUACUUAUGUACUCGGUAUUUAUAUCUGUGGUGUUUAUAGAGAAGUUUUUCAUGUGCUUUAUGAUUUCCGAGAUAAGGAGGAAGGAGUACAGAAACAGAAUAUGGGAUAUUAAUUAUAAAACGUUUGUAUUCAAAAAACUAGCGGCGAUCUCAGAAGCAAGUCCUAGUGAGAGAAAGGAGCUUGCAGAGACUAUUCAGCCGGAGUUUGAUCCAGGAUUCUACCUGAAGUAUAACGACCUGAAACUGAAUUCGAUGAAGGGUGCAGAGACCGUUGCAGAGUCUAUAUUUGGGUUUCUGGAGGUUCGAUCGAUUAUAUAUCAGGACCUGGAGAAAUUCUUUCCAGACAACCACGAUGAGGUGUAUGCAUACCUAGCAGAAAGUUCGGAAACUAAGGAAAAGAACAACCCUCCUCCAAUAACAUUUGAAGACCUUAAGGCCAAGGCUGUUGCUUUGUAUAAGGAGAGAACGGAUAUAUCAAGAACGCUUCAGUCUAGGGACAUUGUCAUCAACAAGCUGGACAUAAUAUUGGUUGCAAUUGCCAUGUACUUUGGAGCUAUACUAGUAAUGAUUCUUUUAGGAAUUAACUACUCGGGAAUACUUGCAACUAUCCUUCCAUCUAUAGUCACUUUCAGUUGGAUAUUUUCCGAUACUAUCAAGGAGAUAUACAACUGCUUUAUAUUUCUUCUGGUAAAUCAUCCUUACGAUUGUGGAGAUAGAGUUGUGAUAGAUGGAGAGGAGCUUUAUGUGUCCUCUGUUGAUCUGUUGUCUUCAACAUUUACCGGAGUGAAUGGAAGACAGGUGUUUAUACCGACGUCUACCCUAUUCAGGACAAAAAUCCAUAACAUAAGGAGAUCAGGAAAGCAGUUCUCGGAGGUUGGGAUUCUGGUGAGCAAGAUGACCUCGUUUGAUACAGCUCUUAAGCUCAAGGACGGAAUUACAAAGGCAAUUUCCGAGUCCACAAAGUCAUUUUCUGGAGAAAUUUAUAUUCGGGAAUUUAAGGCGGAAGGAGACAAUGUCAAAAUUGUUUUUGCCAUUCAACAUCAGACCAACUUCCAAGAUAUCAAGAAGAAACAUGAUAGAAGAGUUGAAAUUGUAAAUAUAUUAGAAAGAGAGAUGAAAGCUCAAAAAAUAGAAUAUCGAAAUUCAUAUACAUUUAGCGAUUAG